This is a messenger RNA of Lactuca saligna, 581 nucleotides long. The record is from the annotation of a GenBank genome assembly. Lineage: Eukaryota; Viridiplantae; Streptophyta; Magnoliopsida; Asterales; Asteraceae.
AUGUCACAUUUUACUAUGUCACUAUCUUAUGUGUUACCAGCCUGCAGUUUCGGGGAUUAUUUCCAUCCUAGUUCUGAUUUUGCAGCAUUCAGAGAACGCGUGUUUCCAUUUGUGCUACUUUCACGUUCGGUGAGUAUGGAUGACCUUACAAACAUGUUCAAUAACUCACUUCAUCAAUUAAGCAAUGAAGACAUGGAGUUUAAAAGUGUUGAUAAGAUUGAGGAGCAUUUGAACCCAAAUUCGGCAAGAAUCGGCAGUGGACACCCAAUACUCUACAGGGAUUUGUCUAUGUAUUUAAGAUUUGGAUAUUUGAGACAUUUCCCAACAGUAGUAUUGUUGGUUCCCCUAUAUCGGGUGUUAUCCCCUCGAGCGGUUGCAUACCCUAGGAUGAGGCGUUAGCAUGCACCUGAUUAUGAAUGUAUUCUCGAUGUUAUUAAUUUGUUGCAGCCUACUAUGCAGGAGCGUGCUGCUAGGUGGUGAAUUAAGAAUGUCUAGUUGAUAGAUGCUGCAUAUUACGCUAAUGUUUGAGUUAUGGGUUUCUUUAUUAAUGUUUUAAAACAAUUGUCUUUUGAAGAUGUAAG